Rotaria socialis is the source of this 468-nucleotide messenger RNA. The record is from the annotation of a GenBank genome assembly. NCBI's taxonomy places the organism in Eukaryota, Metazoa, Rotifera, Eurotatoria, Philodinida, Philodinidae.
AUGCAUCGUAUAUUUGUAUUACUUGGAGGUCUUCUACUUUUUACUAUUAUUGACUUUAAUUCAGCAGUAAGACAUCAUCGAAAUCGUGGCGAUCGGAAUGAACAGGAAUCCUUACUUGAUAAACUUGACCGUGAAAGUGAUAAAAAAGAUCGAAAACGUGAUGAAGAUAAAAAGGAAGUAAAUCGUACUAUAUCAUGUUAUAAAUGUGAUGGCGAUCAAUGUACUGACCCAUUUAUAGCAGCAGAUUCUGUACCAUUGGUACAAUGUGAACAUAGUUGUUGGAAAGGAACUUUUGCUUCAAGCGUUCGUCGGUCAUGUGGAAAUAAGCGCUGCACAUUUACAUUUCAAGGAGGUUCAGCUAUAAGCAAUACGUGCUGUGAAACAUCUCUUUGUAACAAUACUCAUAUGAAAAUACCAUCGAUUAUGAUUUUCAUUUUUUCAUUUCUUAUCGGUGUUGCAACAAUCUAA